AUGGAUAUUCCAGAAGACUUCCUCCAAGCUCCUGCCCCUCCGACCGCGACUAUCAAGAAGCUCGACUUCACCAAAACGACUCCUCCCAUCCCCGCCCGAGUGCAAUCGCUCCUUCAACUCGCCGAGCAAUCCAUAACAUCCCAAAAUACAAAUAAUGCACACCCAGGGAGAAUUCCCUGGGACCGCGCCCUGCUGAAUGUCGGUAACGGGCAACAGAUCAGCGCCCCCGGCUUCCGCAACUGCGGACGUAUCCUAUACGACUCGCCAGAAAUCGCAGAUAGAUUACUCAAUCGACUAUUACCGUUUCUGCGCGAGUGCGAUGUCGUGCAAAUCUUCAACCAGCCCCUGGUGACGGGGGCUGGACCGGCGACUCGCGGCGAGACUUUUCAGCUGACACGGCUGAACGAGAAGUUACGGUUCUUGAGAUACACGGGUGGGGAGUAUUUUCGUGCCCAUACUGAUGGGUGUUAUGUCACCCCGGAUGAACGAGAGAGGUCACUGCUCACAGUUCAUUUGUAUUUGAAUGGCGAGGGAGAGCAGAAUGAGGGUGCGCUCCAGAGCGCGAUCGCGAGACGGGAACGAGUCGAUGCUGGUGGUAGUGAUGGCAAUUCUGACUGGGGAGUGGUAUUUGGAGAUGGAGAUGGGGAUGAGGAUAUGGAGUCAGAGGAAGAGGACACAAAUCUUGAGGAUGGAAAAGAGCAAACCCUGCUCGGAGGUGCGACCUCGUUUAGACUGGAGUCUUUCGCUGGGGAGCGGGUGGUACGGGUGUUUCCAAAGGCAGGCUCGGUGCUGGUCUUUCAGCAGCGAGGGCUUUGCCAUGCUGGGGAUGAUGUGUUUCGGGGUGUGAAGUAUACCAUGCGGUCCGAUGUGAUGUAUGAGAAGAUCGAGAGUUGA
Molecule: messenger RNA, 894 nt
Organism: Aspergillus bombycis
Lineage: Eukaryota; Fungi; Ascomycota; Eurotiomycetes; Eurotiales; Aspergillaceae
Product: 2OG-Fe(II) oxygenase family protein
Exons: 2
Coding region: 1-894 (297 amino acids)
Biological process (GO): peptidyl-proline hydroxylation to 4-hydroxy-L-proline
Cellular component (GO): endoplasmic reticulum
Molecular function (GO): procollagen-proline 4-dioxygenase activity
Source: RefSeq, a predicted model, not a curated record